AUGAUACGCCGCCUGCAUGGCGAGAUGUGCACUGCGCGAGCGGUCAGGCACGGCGCGGUAGAACUCACGAUGACCGCUACAACAGCUACAGGUCAGGAGAGGGAUGACGUGGAGCGCGAUGAGAACCCGUUCUCGGCCGCAGACCUCACAGAGGUCACAGACCUCACAGAGGCUGACCUCACAGAGUUCCCAGACCUCACAGAGUCGGACCUCGCAGAGUUUCCAGACCUCACAGACCUCACAGAGUUCAAAGUCCUCACAGAGUUUAAAGACCUCACAGAGUUCAUAGACCUCACAGAGUCCAAGGACGUCACCGAGUUCAAAGACCCAGCAGAUCUUGACACCAUGGUGCAGGUCGUGCUUCUCGAGGUCGUGCUUCUCGAGGUCGUGCUUCUCGAGGUCGUGCGUCUCGGUGCCGCGCUGCUCGCUGUCGCGCUGCUCGCCGUCGCUGCCGUUGCCGCGCGCCUCGCUGUCGACGGAGGCGCCGAGGCGCCGAUGGCCCUGGAUGCAUCAUCCAUCAAGUUCGACAUCCCCCUGGACUUUAAGGCGUUCGCGUUCUCGGAGCUUUUCAACCCAGCAUCUCCAGACUGCAAGAUGUUCACUAACCUAAAGAAGCUUAGCGAGGGCAAGUACAAGGACCCAGAGGAGAGAGCUAGCUGGAAGGGCGAAUGGGUGCAGUGGCUGGCCAGCCAGCCAGGCGUAUUUUUAGUCAAGAGCGACAUGUGCCAGUUCGGCAUGGUCGGUACUAGGGCAGAUGGCAGCGAGGGUCCUGUUCGCAAGCCGACCGGGUGGUUGACGAACAAUGCAGCUUUGGCCAACUUGCUUGCUCGCACCUGCUCGGACCCCUCGCAUGACCACGUCCCUCUCCUGGGCGGCCGUGCAUCCAAGGCUCGAGAGUACCCCGUGCAGUUGAGUGCCGCCCACAACAUCCUGUACACGGUGGUGAACGAGCUGGACAGCGAGGACCUCGUCGAGGGCGCGGGCGACAAGGGCGGCAAGGGCGGCAAGGUCAAGGGCAAGCACUCCGGCAAGGCCGCCAAGGGCUCCAAGAGCGGCGGCAAGGGCGACAAGAGCGGCAAGGGCGGCCACUCCAAGGGCGACCAGGGCAGCCGCGGCCGGGGCCUCGUCCGCGGCGACGAUUUCAUGGUCGUCGGCGACGACAUCACCCUUGCGGAUGUAAAUUCCAGGCUGGCUUCGAAGUACGACAUGAAAUGUUCAGGUAUCCUGGGGUCUGAGGAGAAGGAUUCGGAGAUUCG
Molecule: messenger RNA, 1256 nt
Organism: Prorocentrum cordatum
Lineage: Eukaryota; Dinophyceae; Prorocentrales; Prorocentraceae
Source: the annotation of a GenBank genome assembly